Amyelois transitella is the source of this 781-nucleotide messenger RNA. RefSeq names its product protein tipE (gene Teh1). The transcript has 2 exons. The record is from RefSeq and is a predicted model, not a curated record. Gene Ontology annotation, biological process: regulation of sodium ion transport. Gene Ontology annotation, molecular function: sodium channel regulator activity. NCBI's taxonomy places the organism in Eukaryota, Metazoa, Arthropoda, Insecta, Lepidoptera, Pyralidae. Bases 85 to 765 code for a protein of 226 amino acids.
AGCGCAGGUCCAACAACAGCGCAUGCGCGUCUGACCACUGCAUAUUCAGGCCAAAGUAUUCAUCAUGGGGUGACGCAUUGCAAAAUGAGAGGUGGAAGUGAAGAACGCCUGGUCGUGAGGCCCCCACGGCGCCGAGGGGAGACGAGGGCCAAACUAACGCGGUACAUCACCGUUACGCUCGCUGCUUUACUGGGAGGAGGUGGCUCAGCCCUAUUAUUCCUCGUACCACUAUACGCGGACCCAGCACUGAGCGCCCUCGCAGCAGACUUCGAUCCAUUACCAGCGGAAUGUAUAACAGAAAGAAGAGACGAUCGCCUCGGCUUGGAUAACUGCACAUGGGCGUCGUGUCGCGAAGGCUGCACUAGUGACGCCUACAAAUGCAUACAGUUGCAUGUGAAAUACAAAGCGAGCAUGCACGAGUGGAGGCCGGCGGUUUUGUACGUGAAUAUCAAGGGGUGCGGGUACCCUCCGACGGUGGACUGCGAGAACUUCACGACGAGUUAUGGAUACGUUGGGGCGAAAUACCCUUGCUACUGGUCGCGGGCCGACACCAGUGUGGUGAUUCCGAGGUGGUCAAGAGGGGAGCAGGUUGCUACUGUGACACGUACCUUGGCGUUACCAUUGUUCCUGUCGGGCUGCGCUGGAAUAGGACUCUGCGCUUUACACUGCGAGUGCCGGCCGAGACGACGCCGCCGGCCCCCUCGUCGACCUCCACGAUUACCAACCCUGUCUCCAGAUGAAACUUCGGUGUAUAGACUCGCUUGAGGUCCAAGUGUUGUAA